UUCUUUCUCUGUCUCCAUAGCUCUCCGAGAAACUAAAGAAGAAACAGGAGAGCUUUCUGCGUCUGCAGUCUGAGAAGGAAGCGCUCUACAACGACAGCAGGACGAAGAUUGAGGAACUUCAGCUGCGAAAGGAGGAGGAGCUGAAAUCUCUCAACGCCCGAAACCAGCGACUGCAGCAAGAGAUUCAAACAGCCAAUCAGAGCCUCGCCGACUUGAAGGAUCACACACAGAAACUACAGAAGGAGCACGAGGUGGUCCUGCAGACACUCCGUGACCAGGUCGAGUGUCAGAGUGCAGAGUGUCAGGAGCAGGUGGAGAGCAUCCUGUCUGAGAACGAUGCCCUCCGGACAGGUCUAGCAGCCUUAGAGCAGAUUCAGACGGCUAAGACCCAGGAGAUGAAUGUGCUGCGAGAUCAGGUCAUGUCACUCACUCUUGAAGUGCAGCAGCGACAGAGUGAUUUGGAGGGGCUCAUGGCCCAGAGGGAUGAUCUCAGCAGUCAGCUACAGGGGGUGAGUCAGUCCAAUGGCCUACUGCUGGAGCAGUCGCAGCAACUGGAACAAGACAAAGACCUGCUCCAGAAGGAAUUGGAGGAAGCCCGGAAGUCGGCUGAUAAGAGGAAGGCCAUGCUGGAUGAGAUGGCUAUUGAGACUCAGCAGGAGAAGACGCGACAUAAGGAGGAGGUCAGCAAUGUGAAGCUGCAGCACGAGAAGGAGGUGCUGGGAAUUCGUGCCAAGUACGAGAAGGAGCUUCGAGAGCUUCACGAGGAGAAGAACAGAGCAGAGGAGGAGCUGAGGGGACAGCUGAGGGACGAGAGGGUGAGGAGGAGGGGG
Messenger RNA from Carcharodon carcharias (great white shark), 830 nucleotides. Its product is annotated as GRIP1-associated protein 1-like. The annotation marks the transcript as partial. Gene Ontology annotation, cellular component: glutamatergic synapse; postsynaptic recycling endosome; extrinsic component of postsynaptic early endosome membrane. The record is from RefSeq and is a predicted model, not a curated record. Lineage: Eukaryota; Metazoa; Chordata; Chondrichthyes; Lamniformes; Lamnidae. The transcript is spliced from 8 exons. Gene Ontology annotation, biological process: neurotransmitter receptor transport, endosome to postsynaptic membrane; regulation of neurotransmitter receptor transport, endosome to postsynaptic membrane; regulation of recycling endosome localization within postsynapse.